AUGUUGAGACUUACGCUUCUUCUUGCGUUGUCAACUAUUGUUGUCGCUGAAAUACACAAGGAAAUAUUCGCCCAUCCCAAGUAUAAAUUCCAGUAUGGAGUUAAGGAUUUUCAUACCGGUGAUAGUAAGGAUCAGUGGGAACACCGUGAUGGCGAUAUCGUUAAGGGACAAUACACAUUGUACGAAGCUGAUGGUACCAAGCGAGUGGUGGAGUACACUUCCGAUAAGCACCAUGGUUUUCAGGCCCAUGUGAAGCGGGAAGGACAUGCCGAGCAUCCACAGCUUUACGGAUCGCAUGCCAAAAACCAACAUUCUGUGGGUUCUCACGGUCACGCUAGCAGUUAUGCGAACUUCUACCAACAUCAUCACUAA
This is a messenger RNA of Sabethes cyaneus, 372 nucleotides long. Its product is annotated as cuticle protein 19-like. The record is from RefSeq and is a predicted model, not a curated record. The coding region runs from base 1 to 372 and encodes 123 amino acids. The transcript is spliced from 2 exons. Gene Ontology annotation, cellular component: extracellular matrix. NCBI's taxonomy places the organism in Eukaryota, Metazoa, Arthropoda, Insecta, Diptera, Culicidae.